Molecule: messenger RNA, 3817 nt
Organism: Frieseomelitta varia
Lineage: Eukaryota; Metazoa; Arthropoda; Insecta; Hymenoptera; Apidae
Product: rabankyrin-5
Exons: 14
Coding region: 413-3784 (1123 amino acids)
Cellular component (GO): cytoplasm
Molecular function (GO): metal ion binding; protein binding
Source: RefSeq, a predicted model, not a curated record
AAUAUCAUUCAUUAUCGCGUUAUGAAUUAAUAAGUUUCUGCGUUGCAAUUUAGGAUCUAAAAAGCGACUUUAAUCGACUUAAUAUAAGAAGCCUGCCUAUGACAUUACUGCAACUGAAACUUUUUACAUUCUACAAUUUUUACAUUCUCGUCGUUUAAAUUGCAUAGGAAUUUUUUCUGUCUUUCAAAAGUGUGGCUACAGUUUUUCUCAGAAAGGAAAAUAUCAUAAACGAAACAUCGACAAUAUUUUCAAAAAUUUCGCGCAGUAACGGCUAGUCGUUAUCACCUAUUUUAUCGUUAUCACGCCGGACCAAUCGUGUUGGACAAAUGUGAAAUAGCGUGAAAAGCCGGACAUGCAAUAAUUUUUAUACCCUACCCUAGGAAAGUGAGAGGAAUAGUCACUCAGAGUAAUUAUGGAAGAUUCCACGGAGGCACAAAAGUGGCAGCAACAUUUAUCUCUAUUGCGGGAGCAGUACGUUAAUUUAUAUAAUACAAACACAGAACUUCAACGCGAGUAUGCUAUUGUGACUGCAAAUAAACAAGAUACUGGAUUUAUUGGUAGACUCUUGACGACUAUUGCAUCCUUAUACAGCCAACAUCGUUAUAGCGAUGUAAUUAUCAAAUUGAAAGAUCAAGAGAUACCAGCACAUAAAUUCGUGUUAUCUGCUAGAACAGAUUUUUUCAGUGAUUCAGUACUAUCAGAAGUCACUAUUUUAGAUUGGUCUUGCUUGGAGCCUAAUGUUGGAUUAGUGUUAUUGAAAUGGAUAUACACGGGAAAGGUGUCUCAAGAAAAUUUAACGUUAGAUUUAAUGAAAGCAGCAUCUAAUUUUCAGCUGAUGGAAUUAGUUGAGCAGUGUGAAAAAUAUUUAAUUGGAAUUGUAGGACUCAAAAAUUGUGUGCAAUUAUACGCAGUUGCUGAAGAAUUGGGUACAUUGAAAUUGAAAGAGCAUUGUAGCUCUUUGAUUUCAGCACAUUGGGAAGAUUUAACAGGAGAAGACUUUAAGGAAAUGCCUGGCUCUCUGUUGUACAAAUUAUUACAGACUAAAAGUAGAUAUCCAUUACAUGCUGCUGUUCGACUGAUGAGGGAAGAUGUGGUUUUUUUAUAUUUAGUGGAAAACAAUUCAGAGUUAACGAAAGCUGUUAAUGCCUUGGAUUACAAAGGAGAAAUGCCCUUGGAAGUUGCAUUAAAAACUCGUCAACCAUCAUUGGCGCGUACUUUAGUCGAACACGGGGCCGACUUAAGCGCAAAGGAUUCAAGAGGUCUUUCCUUGCUCCAAGCUGCUAUUUUCAAAGGGGAUUCCUACGCGGCUGAUUUUAUAAUAGAACAACUGGAGAAUAAUGGGAAUACAAAAGAGUUGUGCGAGACUAUGAAACCUGCUGUGAAUGCGAGAGACAUAAAAAAUCUUGAAGAACUUGACGGAUGUACUGCGCUGCAUUUGAUAACAAAGCAUAAUUCAGAAAAUAUGUUAGCGGUUGCAUCUAGAUUACUUCAAGCCGGCAUUGACCCUAACUUACAGAAUCACAGAGGAUGGACUGCCUUACACAGUUGUAUUCAGGACAGAAACGAACCACUUUUUGAUAUUUUACUAAAAUGUCAGGAUAUAGAUUUGAACAAAGUUACCAAUAAUAAUGAUACUCCAUUAUGUAUCGCGAUGAAAACAAAUCCAUUUAACGAAUUUUUUGCUAAGAAACUACUAGCCAAAGGUGCAAUUGCAAAUCCUGUACACAAGAAUACAGGAGAUACUUUACUACACAUUUUGAUAAGGGAAUAUAAAGAAGAAGCUGCUUUAUUUUUAAUCGAUUAUUGUAAGGAUAACUUAAUGCAAAAGAAUAAUGAAGAAUACUCGGUUUUACAUGAAGUUUGUAAAGUUGGUUCAAAGAAUUUAACACGAGCUUUAUUGAAAACUGGCUUCCCAGUCGACGAAGUUGCAUUGUCUACUGGUGAUGCACCAAUACAUAUUGCUGUUUCAAAUUUGUAUUUUGAUAUUGUAAUGGAAUUAUUAGACGCACCUAAUUCAAACACCCAAUUGAAUUUAAAAAACAACGCGAACGAAACUCCUUUAAGUUUGGCUAUUAAAGCACCGUUCAAAAAGGGCAAAGACAUAGUUUUAGCUUUAAUAAAGGCUGGAGCAAAUAUCAACCAGUGCAAUAAUGAAGGUUUAACAUUGUUGCAUCAAGCAAUAUUAAAAGAGGAUUCGGCGACAGCGAUCUUUUUAUUAGAAAAUGGUGCCGACAUGAAUACUAGAACGGCAAACGGAGAAACACCGCUACAACUUUCUGUACACUGUAGACUAGGUGAAGUUGUAGAAGCGCUUUGUAAAAGAGGUGCAGAUACUUCUGUAGGAUGUCCAUUGUGGGAUGCACUGGAUUCAGAUCAAGAAGAUGUAGCAUCUAUUCUAGUUAAAUAUGGAGCAGACACUGAUUGUUGGGGUCUUGGUCCAGAUGAUUGCCAACAAACCCUGUUACACAGAGCAAUUGACCACAACAAAGAGGAUAUUGCACAAUUCCUUAUAAGAAGUGGCUGUGAUUUAAACGCACCUAGAAAACCUGGCCCAGAUGGUGCUGGAGGCGAUGAAUCAAGAGAUGAGUGUACUCCACUACAUUUAUGUUGUCAGUGGGGGUUAGAACAAGUUGUACAAACACUUAUUGAACACGGUGCUGACGUAAAUGCUAGAGAUGUCGAGGGCAAAACUCCGGUUCACGUAGCCAUACAAAAUCAACAUUCACAAAUUAUUUCUCUGUUGCUUUGUCAUCCUAGCAUUGAUUUAAAUAAACGAGAUAAGAAAGGUUUAACGCCAUUUGCAACAGCUCUAACAUUUCGAAAUAACAAAGCCGCUCAAGCUAUACUGGAACGCCUACCUAAAGCUGCUGAACAGUAUGACAAUAAAGGCAGAAACUUCUUACAUACUGCUAUUCAAAAGAAUGAUAUGGAAAACAUAUUGUUUCUAUUGUCUAUACAAGUAGAUGUAAAUUCUAGAGUUCAUGAUGUUACACAAACUCCACCUUUACAUCUUGCUGCAAUUUCUGGAAAUGAAAUGUUGGUGAGAAGUUUAAUAUUGGCUGGUGCACGUGUUAACGAUACAGAUGCAAACAGAAAUACUGCAUUGCAUGCUGCUGCUAAAGCUGGUCAUGCAGCAAUUGUAUCUGCUUUAUUGCAGAACAAUAUUAAUUUUGAUGCUGUAAAUGCAGAUGGUGACAAUGCAUUGCACGUAGCUGUAAGAGAAGGUCAUGUAUCAGUGGUGCGAACACUUUUGACUGAAUGUACAUUGGAUGCAGAAGCUGUAAAUCUUAAAGGAAGAAAUCCCUUACACGAAUUAGCUAGAUGCGGAAAAGAUAAUGCCGCAAAUAUAUGUGAACUUUUCUUGGAAUGUAUGUCACAAUAUCCAGUGAACAAUGCAGAUUUGGAUGGUAAUACUCCAUUACUGAUAGCUUAUAUGAAAGGAAAUGGCCAACUUUGUCGUAUUUUGGUAAAGGCUGGUGCAUGCUUAGGUUCUAUGAAUAAAGAAGGCAUUACAAUUUUCAAUUAUCAAGUAGCAACAAAACAAUUAUUAUACAGAUUACUAGAUUCCUUGACACAAGAAGCACCAUGGGCAGAUAAAGAUCUUUGUCUGGAAUGUGGUACAAAAUUUUCGCUCACAAUGCGAAAACAUCACUGCCGCCAUUGUGGUCGAAUUUUGUGCAAUAAAUGUUCAGAUCAAGAUGUUCCAAUUGUAAAAUUUGGACAAAAUAAACCUGUGCGCGUUUGUGCAGUAUGUUUUGAUGUAUUGCAACUAGGUGCUGAAUGAACAAAACGUUAAAUAAAGAAAAAUACAUAUUCA